Cryptococcus deneoformans JEC21 is the source of this 2454-nucleotide messenger RNA. RefSeq names its product transferase, putative. The record is from RefSeq and is a predicted model, not a curated record. Lineage: Eukaryota; Fungi; Basidiomycota; Tremellomycetes; Tremellales; Cryptococcaceae. The transcript has 12 exons. Gene Ontology annotation, biological process: GPI anchor biosynthetic process. Bases 5 to 2356 code for a protein of 783 amino acids. Gene Ontology annotation, molecular function: phosphatidylinositol N-acetylglucosaminyltransferase activity; 1-acylglycerol-3-phosphate O-acyltransferase activity. Gene Ontology annotation, cellular component: membrane; glycosylphosphatidylinositol-N-acetylglucosaminyltransferase (GPI-GnT) complex.
CGCCAUGUGGAAGGUUAUCUACUACCUCAACCUCGCCCUCUACACCAUACUCCUCAUUUCCACCUCCUUUCUCGCAGUCCUCAUCGCCAUAGUAUGCUCACUCACAGGCCGCAGACUCAACACAAACUACUUCGUAGCCCGCACCUUCUAUUGUAUUGCAGGCACGAUACUCGGAUGGAAAUUCCAGGUCGAAGGCGAGCAGUAUCUCUGGGAGCUUAGUGGAGAGCACGGUGGUGGAAAGGCGAAUGAAAAGGGUAGGAGUAUGGUCAUGGUCGGCAAUCAUCAGAGCUUCGUCGACAUUCUUUACUUGGGAAGGAUCUUCCCCAAACAUGCCGCCAUCAUGGCUAAAAAGUCCAUUCAGUGGAUCCCAGGGCUUGGAUGGUUUAUGAUGAUGUCCGGCACCGUCUUCAUCAAUCGUUCAAACAACAAGUCGGCCAUUGCCUCUCUUCAACAUGCUGGUGAAGAAAUGAAGCGAAAGAGGAUAUCGCUUUGGAUCUUCCCCGAAGGCACACGACACAAUACCCCCGAGCCUGAGCUUUUGAAUUUCAAGAAGGGCGCUUUCUAUCUUGCUGUCCAGGCCGGCGUGCCUAUCGUUCCUGUCGUCUGCGAGAACUACAACCACCUUUUCAAUGGUAAAUCCCACUUCCGUCGCGGAACUCUCCGCAUCAAAGUUUUACCCCCUAUCUCGACCACCGGCCUCACCGCUGCUGAUGUGCCGGGCCUUAUCGAAAGGACCCGGAAUGCCAUGCUUGAAACUCUUCAAGAAAUCUCCACGCCAUCCCAAUCUACAUCUCAGGCCGGUUCACCUGACCCUUUACUGGGCAGGUCAGGGCGUGAAAGAGAAGAUUAUUACACUUCGGGCUCUCCCGCACCUCCUCAGAGCGUACCAUCCACAGCUGAAAUAGGCACAGAGGAAGAAGCCGAGGCUGCCGUAGAGGACGCCAUCGGUCGGGAGGAAGCCGACAAUGGAGAGAGGCACGUACCCGUAGUUGGCAAAAACAAUAAAGAAGAUGAGACCAUGAGUUCGCCUAGGCGAUUAGUUAUAGCGAUGGUCUCGGAUUUCUUUUUUCCCGUCAUUGGUGGUGUCGAAGGACAUAUAUACUCCCUAAGUGUGGAACUGAUGCGCCGUGGGCAUAAAGUUAUCGUAAUAACACAUUCCCACCCUGAUCGAUUGGGUAUCCAUUACCUUGAGCCUUCACUCAAAGUCUACUAUCUUCCCUACCUUCCUAUCGCCUCAUCAGCAUCACUACCGAAUUUCCUUCUUUUUUUGCCAUAUUUCCGCCACAUUAUUUUGACUGAAAACAUUCAACUCGUUCACGGGCACGGCGCACUCUCGAGUCUUGCCCAUGAGGCUGUGAUUCACGCGCCAUUAUUGGGAGUCAAGGCCGUUUUUACUGACCACAGUCUUUUUGGAUUCGGAGAUGCAGUAGGGGUGUUGACAAAUAAAUUAUUGGGCGCUGCGUUGAGAUGUGUCGAUGAGGUUAUUUGUGUCAGUAAUACAGGGCGAGAAAACACGGUAUUAAGAGCUCAGCUUGAUCCUUCUAUCGUGUCAGUCAUACCUAAUGCUCUUGAAGCAGAGCACUUCAAGCCCGACCCUUUUCGUGCUGAUCCUGAUUGGAUUACAAUAGUAGUCAUUUCUCGCUUAGUCCAUCGCAAAGGGAUAGACCUUCUCAUCUCUUCUGCACCUCAGAUCUGUGCGCUCUUCCCAAAAGUUCGUUUCAUCGUUGGCGGAGAUGGGCCCAAGAUGGUAGAGUUGGAACAGAUGAGAGAAAAGUAUGAGCUUCAAGGGAGAGUCGAGCUGCUGGGGCGAGUAAAUCCAGGAGAUGUCCGUGAUGUUCUCACAAAGGGCCAGAUAUACUUGAGCAACUCUUUGACAGAAGCUUUUGGAAUCUCCAUCAUCGAAGCAGCGUCCGCAGGGCUUUUCGUAGUGGCCACCAAGGUCGGAGGCGUACCUGAAAUUCUACCACAAGACAUGAUAGAAUUUUGUCGAGCGGACGAGGAUGAUGUCAUUCGGGCGCUUACUCACGCAAUCCACACCAUACAAUCCUCACGGCACUCACCAUGGUCAGCCCAUAUCCGAGUACGUGACAUGUACUCUUGGUCCCAUGUCUCCUCCAGGGCGGAAAUUGUUUAUCUGCGGGCGAUGUCUCGACCUCAUAGAGAAAUAGGUGAGAGGAUGAGGAGAUAUCUGGAACUUGGUCCGGUAUUUGGGGUGGUGAUGUGUUGUAUAUUGGCUGUGGAGCAUUAUUUUUUCUGGCUUCUCGAGUGGUGGAACCCCCGAGACAAACUCCGACAAGUGAUCAGCUUUCCGGGCGUUGAAAGGUUUGAAGAUCGAGGGAAGAACAACAAGAAAUGAACCAAAAAAGAACAAUAAGUGUAACGUUCUGCAAUUGCUUGUACUGUAAUUUUCAAUUAUUCGAAGCAUGUUUUUACCUGCCUUAGCAUAACUAGAAC